AUGCCGCCCGCAGCAGCGACAAAUCUGCCUUGCGGCAUGGACGCAGACAGCACUCCAUGCGUCUACGCGAGACGAGACGACCGCGACGCCACCGCCAGCCUGUUCUCGGCUGUCCCGGCACAGACGCGCCCACGUGGCUUCCGUCGCUCGCCACGCGUCACUCGCAGUGGCACCGUUCUGGGCAAACGGGCUCAUCAGCUCACGACAGAACCGUCGACUCAGCCACAAUGCGAUGGUUUGGACGGCCACUUGCUCAUGACACCGGACCCCACCCCUAACCCAAAACGCGUACGAACUUCGGUGUCGGUUCUGGACGGCGACGGGAAUAAAGAGAAUAUUCCUCCAUACAUUGGCGAGAUUCUCGGUAUUUCGCCUUCUCCAAGGUCAAUGCGUUCGCUCCGUCGAAGAAGCACAGAGAUUAUCGCUUCGGCCGAUUCUCGCAACCUUCGCCGGCAUGCAUCCAUGUCAAAUAUCCGUGCGCUCCCUGCCACGCCCGCAUCGGCGAUGGGCAGCCUAUCUUUGGCUACCCCGCCAUCUACGCCUCCAUCGCUGUUACCCCUGCACGUUAGAGCGCGCGCUCUAUUGCGCCCAACAUGCAAUGAUGCGACUCACAUAGCUGGUCGACAGAGCGAGCGAGAUAUCAUUCAAUCCUUCAUUGAACCGUUUCUUCGCUCCCGUGAAGUUAUCGAGGACUGCCCGCCCGUACUGUAUAUAUCGGGUGCACCCGGAACAGGCAAGACAGCGCUCGUCAACGCCAUCGUUCGCCCGUUCCUCAUCGAUGCUGACGAGUUUGUCAAAGUCGUGUCUAUCAAUUGCAUGGCUCUUGAUGGCGUAGAGUCUGUGUGGGCCCGAAUUUCGGAGGCAUUGGGCGAGGAUACCUAUGCUAAAACUGUCAGACGCAACCGGAAGCAGAAGGAAUCUGCCUUGAGUUUUGUAGGACGAUUCCUUGCUCUGUCUGAUGUCAAGUGCAUACUCGUCCUUGACGAAAUGGAUCACGUCAUUUCCAGUCAACAGGAAUUGUCCACGGUCUUCUCUCUUGCCCGCCAAUAUCCGGGCAAAAUUCGAAUAAUUGGCGUGGCGAAUACUCAUACACUAACAUCUUCAUCUUCCUCAACCUUAUCUGUCGAAUCCAUGAAGGACGUGAAGACCAUUCAUUUUGCCCCCUAUACGCCCAAACAAUUGCUUGAGAUUCUCAUGUCGCGUCUAACGCCACUAUCGGAGGCUUCCGCCGAAGCCGAGCAUAGGGCAAAAGCCUUUUUGCCCUCUCAAACGCUUUCAUUGCUUACGAAGAAAAUCGCGGCUCAAACGGGAGACGUACGCGCCGUAUUUGAGGUCCUUCGCGGUGCAAUCGACCUCGCUGUCGCCGCAACGACUACCUCUGAUGUCCUGGAUGCACCUCCUCCUGUUGUCACGCCCUCGCAUAUUUUAAUCGCGUUGAAAGCACACGCUUCCGCCAACGUAGCCUCGCCCUCGAUCAAACCCUCCAUGGCGUCCAUAUCGACAAGGAAGAUCUCCGACAGCGAGACAGUCACGAAGGUUCAGGAGUUGGGCCUUCAUUCGCGUCUGGCCUUGCUCUCCAUGAUGUUGGCUCGGAAGCGGCUUGAGGCGGGACUGCCUCUCUCUGCGUCGACUUCUGUAACAGCCACCCGCACACCGGUCAAGCGGUCAACAUCCGUGAACACAUUGGCAACUUCCAACAAAGCCAAUGCCCUCGACGCCAAUUGUCUGCACGCGUUUUACUCGACAAUCCUUACCCGUGGUGAAGGCUCUCCAUUCGUCCCUGUUUCGCGUAGUGAAUUCGGCGACCUCCUGGGAGUGCUCGAGACUGUCGGCCUUCUGAUGCUCUCAUCGGGCUCCAUCUCGCCGAGUUCACCGUCGAAGGGCGGAAAGCGUGGGUUGAGCCGUUCGACAUCGUUCAACCUGCAUGCGAGCAACGCAGCCACGCAAGACGUUCGCUUCGUUGAAGGCACUAGAUUGGAGGAGAUAGCCCGCGGCCUCGGGAUAUCCGACGCACAAACCGAUGCUGCGACAAAUAUCCGAGAGGAAGAAGUGCGCGCCAUCUGGCACCGUGAAUGCAGCCGCAUUUCGAAGGACGCUAAGACGUCUAUAAGUCCAAGCAAGGCGGACCUCAUUGAGGGUGCUACCACCUCAUAGGACACUCAUCUCAUCACGCUGCAUAUUUUAACAUCUUAUCGUGCUCCAUGUGUACUCGAUUCCUGCAUCAUUCUCCAAUCCGCAGUUCCCUAGUCUGUCUCGCUGUCGUAGUUUUGUCGUACACCUAAAUGUCUGUUUGUCAUGUUCGUUCAGGACUUGGAGUCGGAUGUCAUGCAUUCGUCUAGUUACGCACUAUCUCCCUGUAACGUCGCAUCACCAUCUCACUAGCAAUCAAUGAUC
Messenger RNA from Postia placenta MAD-698-R-SB12, 2394 nucleotides. RefSeq lists its product as hypothetical. Gene Ontology annotation, cellular component: nucleus. Gene Ontology annotation, molecular function: ATP hydrolysis activity; DNA replication origin binding. NCBI's taxonomy places the organism in Eukaryota, Fungi, Basidiomycota, Agaricomycetes, Polyporales, Adustoporiaceae. Gene Ontology annotation, biological process: mitotic DNA replication checkpoint signaling. The record is from RefSeq and is a predicted model, not a curated record. The transcript is spliced from 4 exons. The coding region runs from base 1 to 2154 and encodes 717 amino acids.